Molecule: messenger RNA, 772 nt
Organism: Oldenlandia corymbosa var. corymbosa
Lineage: Eukaryota; Viridiplantae; Streptophyta; Magnoliopsida; Gentianales; Rubiaceae
Source: the annotation of a GenBank genome assembly
AUGGAGGCUACUGGAAAACCAGGAGGAGGAGGAGAAGUGAAGCAUAUUCUGCUGGCUAAGUUCAAAGAUGGGCUUUCCGAGCAACAAAUUGAGGAACUCAUCAAGGGCUAUGCCAAGCUUGUCAAUCUCAUUGAACCCAUGAAAGCCUUCAAAUGGGGCAAGGAUGUGAGCUCUGAGUGUCUGAACCAAGGAUUCACUCACGUCUUCGAAUCCACCUUUGAGAGUACCCAAGGCGUUGCUGAGUACGUUGCUCACCCAGCUCAUGUGGAAUAUGCCAAUCAGUUACUUCCUCAGCUGGAGAAGGUCCUUGUGGUUGAUUACAAACCUACAGCAGUCGACCUCUAAGUAUGUUUACCAUUGUAUGGUCUUUAGGCCUUUGGAUUUUCGUCUUUUCUCUCUAAACAAAAACAGUUGUGGCAUUUGGGAAAGAAAUUUAGUACCAUUUGGUGAACCUGAUGAACUUGAAAGUAGUAUGGAGUACAUUUUCUGAUGUCAAACUAUGUCUGCCAUCUUGUUCCUUUUGGUAAAAAUGGUGGUAUCAAUUUGCUUCUGCAAUUGGCCUCAAUGAGAUUGAAUUGGUACUAUGCAAACUUUAGUUUUGGCUCUACUUACCACAGUGCAAUUAGUUUUGGCUGCACUUACCACAGUGCAAAACUGAGCCAAACACAAUGUCCUAUCCACCACUUGCAGUUGCAAACUUCCUAAAACAAAUCAAUACGACAUGAAUAUUGUGGAUUGAUGGGACAUUUGUUAUUUUUGUUGUUUUGCCAAG